Messenger RNA from Emiliania huxleyi CCMP1516, 1158 nucleotides. RefSeq lists its product as hypothetical. The record is from RefSeq and is a predicted model, not a curated record. Gene Ontology annotation, molecular function: transmembrane transporter activity. The transcript has 2 exons. NCBI's taxonomy places the organism in Eukaryota, Haptophyta, Isochrysidales, Noelaerhabdaceae. Gene Ontology annotation, biological process: transmembrane transport. Bases 1 to 1158 code for a protein of 385 amino acids.
AUGCCCUCGCCCUGCGGCCGCCGCUGCCUCCUCGUUGCCUGCGUCGCUUACGGCCUCUUUGCGAAUCACUGGGCGCGCGACUCGCUCGGCGCGCUCGAGGUGCCGCUCGAGUCUGACGCGCCGUACACUCUCUCCGCCCGGCGGUACAACGCUCUCACCUCGCUCUACUUCCUGCCCAACAUCGGUGUCCCCAUCCUCGCCGGCGUCCUCGCCCACCGCUUUGGCGCCGCCGCGACCUACGCCGCCUUCUUUGCGAUCGCAGCCGCGGGCAACGGCUUGGUCGGUGCCUCGGUGGCGGCGGGCGGCGGCGGCGCAUUCGGCCUUCUGCUCGUCGGCCGCGCGCUGAUGGGUAUCGCGUAUGAGGCGGUGGACGUCCUCCCGAUCGGCUUCGUCUCGCCGCGCUUUCGAGACACGUGGACGGCGCUCGUCGGCCUUCUCAACGGCGUCAACCGCCUCGGGUCCGUGACCAACUUUCUGCUCGAGCCGCUCCUGUACCGCGCGGGAGGGCUACCCUUGGCCCUCUCCGUGCCGUCGGCCGUGGGUGCGUCUGGCCUGCUCACCGCGCUGCUCGCUUGGCGGGUCGACGCGUCGCUCUCGCGCGCCGACGAGGCGGCGGCGCAGCGGGCCGAGGAGGAGCCUCUGCGGACGAGCCUGCGCAGCCUGCCGCGCGUCUUCUUCCUCUUCCUCCUCGGCGGCGCGUGCGUGUACGGUGCGGUCGUGCCGUUCUGGUUCAUCGGAGCCAAGCAUCUGCAGUCGAGGUUCGGCAUGCCUCUCGCAACCGCAGACGCGCUGCUGCUGCUGCCCGAGGGCAUGAUCGCCCUAGUCGCCCCUCCGUUUGGACUGCUGAUGGACCGGCGCCGCUGGAGCCUCACCAAGCGGCUGUACUGGUCGGCCGCCUCGCUGGCGCCGAUCCCCGUCGCCCUCCUCCUCCUCGCUUGGCUCGGCCCGGCCGGUGGCGCCCCGGCAUUAGCACCAAACGUGACCACGCUGGCCGCUGGCAACAGCCCGCCUCCCGCCGCUCCCAACCUCCUCGCGCCCGCCCUCGCAACCCUCGUGCUCGGGACUGGGUACGCCUUCGCCCAGAACCUGAUUUGGGCAUCGCUCACGCUGGUCGCGCCCCCGAAGCUGCUGAACCUCUGCUCGGGCGCCCACACGUAG